Molecule: messenger RNA, 1957 nt
Organism: Colletotrichum phormii
Lineage: Eukaryota; Fungi; Ascomycota; Sordariomycetes; Glomerellales; Glomerellaceae
Exons: 1
Coding region: 209-1600 (463 amino acids)
Cellular component (GO): plasma membrane
Source: RefSeq, a predicted model, not a curated record
UUUACGCUUGACAACCCCACUUGCCUAAUCCGACAUGGUUCGCAGGCCCUCCAAACACCCAGAGCUUCGAGGGCAACUCCUUCGCAAACCAACCUCGUGCAUCUAUCUGCUCCAAAUAUCUUAGCUUCCCUUGCUGUAGCUUCUUACCAACGACCUCUCCUUCAUACCUUUUUGUCUAGUGUAAUUGUUAGAACACAUUUCUGUUAAAAUGGACGACCAAUUCGGAGGCCGCACAGACGACGACCUCUUCUUUGACGACUUUGAGCCCGUUAGCAAUACCCAGACAGUCGAAACUGUUGUCGCCCCUCAUCCUCCACCCCCUCCUCCCGCAGCUAUCGCGACGCCACCAGUCGAGCCUCCGAAACCCGCACCCGCGCCCGCGCCUAUUGCGCCCAAGUCCGUAGAGCAGCAGCAACAGAAGCCGCAAAAGCAAGCCCCGGCCAACAAGAAGCCACCAACGGCGCCGAGGGGUGGUCUCGCAAACUCCAGAUUCGCCGACCCGAAGCCGGCCCCUGCUGCCCCGCGCACCCCUCGUCAGCCAGCCCCCCCGGCCGCCGCCGUCUCGACUCCCCCUCCGACCGCGACCGCGACCACUCCCCAGCCGCCGACCGGUCCCGCGGCGCAAAACUCAUCUGCUCCCGCUGCUGCACCGACUGCUCCCGUCGCCGAUGCUGCUGCCGCCGCCCCUUCCCCAGCCGCCACGGCCGCUACCCAAGGCGACGCCGCCUCGCCAAAGAGCAACUCUCCCGCGCCAGCAAUAGCACCUCACGCGCCCCGCGAAAAGAACGCCGCCGCCGCCGCCGCCGGCGCAAACACGGCCCUCAACGCCGAAGCCCGCCUCGGCUCAGGCGCGAACCCGCGCACAAAGCUAAGCGAAUCGCAGCUCGCCGCCAAGAUGGAACAGAUGCGCAUCCUCAACGCCGAAAAGACGCGCAAGUUCGAACAGGCGGAGCAGGACGAGCGCAGCCACGCGGAAGCCUACGCGCGCGGCAUGGAGGAGGCGCGGCAGCGCAAAAAGGUUGACGAGGAGAGGCGGCGGCGCGGCGAGGAAGAGCGCCGGCGCAUGGAUGACGAGAGGGCCAAGAAUCGCGAGAGGAAGCUCAAGGCGAUGAGUAUCAAGGAGGGCGGGUGGGAUGAGGGCAAGGAGGCGCUUGCUGCUGAGGAGGAGAGAAGGGGGUUCCGCGGGGCGAAUGGUGGGGUUCGGGGGACGAGGUCUGCGGGGCUUGCGGGGAGUCGGUUUGCUUCGCGGGAGGAUGAGGCGCCGCAGGGUGAUCGGUAUGCCGGUGGUGAGGAGCGUAGAGGUGGAAGGGGUCGUGGGAGAGGUCGUGGCCAAGGGCGGGUUGGGCGCGGCGGUCGGGGCGGGUAUGGGAAUGACCACGAACGGGGAGAUUCAAACGGUGCUCGUGAAGCCAAGGCACCUGUCGCCCAGGCUCCCGCGCCGGCGCCCGUCAUCAGCACCGAGGAGUUCCCUGCCCUGCCUGGCAAGGCUACGGGCGGUGACAUUUCGCCUCCUGUGUUGUCGCCUCUCGGCAGAUGGGACGACGAGAUGGAGGCAUUUGACGAGAAGCUCAAGAGCGCCGCCGCGCAGUCUUCUUCGUAAAGACUAUGCCUGAGCUGACGGUAAAGCUUUGCGACGAGGAAUAGCAUAACGAAUUGGAUCACAAAAAACACAGCGACGACGCAUUUUGGAUACGCUACGGAGGGGGGAUGACGAGGAAUUGGAGUACAUUAUAGUUCGCUUCUAACUAAGCAUGGUUCCUUGUCAAGCGGGCACCCAGGCUGCGAGUCUCGUGUUUAGCAGGUACCGUUACGAGCGUAAAUAGAGAAUGCCGUCCGGGACUACCCAACGUCGCCACCUAUGUGCCCUUAACUUGGAUCCUUCGCACCGUUGAGACCAUAAUUCUGGUCAUCAUGCUGUCGCCGACUGGACCAGUUGUGAUCGUGGGCCUAGAAGACU